AUGGUAGGAAAGACACUCAUUAACUCUGCACACAAUGGAGGCGGAAACGCCAUUGCUUUCUCUCGCGACGGCUCCUACAUCUACACGGGCGGGGCAGACUCCCUUGCCAGAAUAUGGAAGACAAAUGUCGGCACAGACCAGGAUCCUGAUGCUGCCAUGGAGGCGGGAGAGCCCGUGACCGCAGUCGUAGCUAGCGACGACUGCUGGUUCACAGGAAGCGAAGAUUCAGAAGUCCGCCAGUAUGCAAAAGGGAAGGAUAAUCUCCUAGGGAACGUGACGAGCGCAGUGGGUGUUGCCAUACGCUCGCUCGCCGUCGACCCAAAGGGUGAGCGGGUAGCGGUCGCAUCUGACGAAACGUCCAUCAAAAUUGUGAACAUCAAGGAUAUCACCAAGCUCACAGUCUUGAAAGGCCAUACUAAGGCCGUGCGAAGAGUAACAUGGCAUCCUUCUGGCUCCCUCUUGACCUCAUGUGGAGCGGACGGCAACAUUAUCGUUUGGGACGUCUCGGAAGACGAACCAAAGCAGGUGACGACGAUAGAUGGCAUCAUCCCAGCCGUCUCAGACACAGAAUCGCCCGAAUGGCGUCACGACUGUUCAGCUAUAUGGCAUACCUCAGGUCAAUACUUCUAUGUCGCGACACGCACACAUGAGCUGGUCACCAUCUCGCGUGCAGACUGGACGAAGACCUCAACCCUCGCAGAUGACGCAUGCUCGGGUGCGAUUACAGCGCUCGCACUAUCUGCCAACGGAGUCUACAUCGCGUCUGCGAGCAAGAGCGGCGUCUUCGUCUGGGCGACCCACAAUCGCAGGCUCAUGUACCGAUUCCAAGACAGCAUCACGGCUCCGCUGACCCAGAUCGCCUGGUCACCCACAGCAAACCUCCUCGCAUGGACAGACACAGGUGGUGUGCUGACUCGUUGGCAGAACCCCGUGCCCGGAGAUGGUGUCGAUCCGGUGAAGCUUUCCGCGUCGCUCGCAGCGUCAAAGCCCCUGCCACAGGCCGCGAAACGCAAGGGCACGCCCGACCUCUUUGACUUUGACCUCGAUGUUCCGGAGGCACAAGAAAUCGCUGACGACCCCGACGCAGACAUGGACGGAGACAAGCCACGGACAGGUCGCGCAGACAUGCCUGACGACGACUGGAUCCUGGACGACAUCGGCGUGGGCAUGGACGACGAGGACGAAACCACCAAGGACGCGCGCUGGGGCGGCGGCUCUGUGCGCGAGAUGGUGAGCGUGACAAAGGCGCAGCCAGCGUUCCAGCCCGGCGCGACACCCUUUGCGAACAAGAAGCGUUACCUGGCGUACAACAUGGUCGGCGUCGUCGAGGUCACGGACCAGGACACACAUCACAUCGUGAACGUCGAGUUCCACGACCGCAGCACACGCAAGGGAUAUCACUUCACGGACCACUUCAAGUACGACCUCGCCGCGCUCGGCGAGCGGGGUGCCGUCUUUGCGUGUCCGCCCGAGGGCUCGCAGCCCGCGCAUCUCUCGUAUAGGCCGUAUGGUACUUGGGCUGCACAAGCGGACUGGACGUACGAGCUGCCGACUGAUGUGUGUGCUAUUGGUGUGGCAGCAGGUGGUGUGCCUCCGCGAAGGUCCCUCCGCGGUACAAGUGAUGCGGAUUUGGAAGGCCAUGGAAACGUCGUUGUCGCAACUAGCGAAGGAGAGCUCGUGUUCCUGAGUGGCGGCGGCAUGGAGAGACACGUUAUGAGCUUGCAGGGCGAGUUCGUCUGCAUGGUCGCUGGCGCAGAGUGGGUGUUUGUCGUGCAGCGCGAAGGGUCGACGACCAUGGACGGUUCGCAAAACUUGACCGGCCGGCUGAUCACCUUCGACGACUUCACCCUUCUUCAGAAAGACACGCUCCCUCUGCCAAAACACCACACGCUAACGUGGAUCGGAAUCACGGAGGAGGGCGCGCCGGCGAUGUACGACUCGUCGGGUAUCCUGAACGUGCUCCCGCGCUUCAGGUUACCGUUCCAGGCGACAUGGACACGCAUGCUGAAUACGAACACACUCGAUCGUAAGGAGGGCAAGCAGGAGUCGUACUGGCCUGUCGGCGUCUCAGGCGAGACAUUCAUGUGUCUCAUUCUCAAGGGACGGCAGGAGUACCCUGGCUUCCCGCGGCCACUCAUCCAGGAACUGCCUACUCGAUUGCCGUUCAAGCGGACGGACCCGAAGGAGGGUCCUCUCGAGGAGCACUUCGCCCGCGAGACAAUGCUGCUCAACAUCCUGCGCGACGAGCUCGAUGACGACGAGCUAACGACGGACACGAUCUCUGCGCGCGAGCUCGCGCUCGACAAGGAGUUGAUCCAGCUCAUCCAGAGUGCAUGCAAGGCCGACCGGCUCGCCCGCGCGCUCGACCUCGCGCGUCUGUUGCACCACCCUGCGUCGCUCGACAUGGCCGCCAAGGUCGCGGGCUUCUACCAUCUGGUCGGCCUGCAGGAGAAGCUCGGCCUCCUGCGCGACGCGCGCGAGGAGGCCGACCGCCUCGAGACCCAGCGCGACCACCGACGCGCGCGCGCAGCCGACUUCACCAUCGUCCCCAAGCCGCGGGCCGUCGCCCCCGAGCGCGAGGAGCGGCGCACGAAGGCGUUCCAGGACUUCCGCCCCCCGCCGACGAUACACAGACCCGGCUUGGAGCGCGCGAUGGCAACGCCUGCGCCCGACGCGGGGUCCUCGCGUAUGCGCGCUACCGGCCUUGCGAGAGAGGAUACGGAGGUGUUCCAGUCGAACGCUGCUACAGCGGACGACGACGGGUACGAUGCCGCCGCGACCCCAGAUGGGAAGCGCAAGCGCUCCGAGGAGCCUGCGGGCGCCGCCAAGCGACGCGCAACGGAGGAUGCUGUGCCGAUGCGCGUCCCUGCGACGCAGGGGAAGGCGAACCCGUUCGCGCGCAAGGCACAGGCGGACGCGGUGCGCAAUCUGCUCAUGAAGAGUUCGGAGAUAAACAAGUCGCUGCACAAGAGCGAGAGCUUCUUCACCAAGGUCGACGCUGUGGAGAACGAGGGGGUCAAACGAGCCGCGAAGGGCAAAGCGAAGGAUAAGAAGGAAGCAGGCGGCAGGCAGACGACACUCUUUGGCCUCCCAACAGUCGCGCAGCCCGACAAGAAGACGGCACCAAUAAAGAAAAAGAAGACCUCUGCUGAUGACAGUCAGACACAAGACUCACAAGCGACCGUCAUCGAUUCGCAAACCGAAGAGACUCAAGACAGCCAAGCAACAGACGUGGUCAUGGGGGAUGCUCAAACGGAUCCGCAGAUCACCGAAGAGCCCUCGGGCGCUGCAGGCGAAGACGACGACGAGCCAAUAGAAUGGCCGGAGUCGCCUGAGCAGGGGACGACUGCGUUGCCAGAGGUGGAGGUGUCUGCUUAA
Phanerochaete carnosa HHB-10118-sp is the source of this 3378-nucleotide messenger RNA. RefSeq lists its product as uncharacterized. Gene Ontology annotation, molecular function: chromatin binding; protein binding. The coding region runs from base 1 to 3378 and encodes 1125 amino acids. Lineage: Eukaryota; Fungi; Basidiomycota; Agaricomycetes; Polyporales; Phanerochaetaceae. The transcript has 10 exons. Gene Ontology annotation, cellular component: nuclear replication fork. The record is from RefSeq and is a predicted model, not a curated record. Gene Ontology annotation, biological process: mitotic cell cycle; DNA repair; DNA-templated DNA replication.